CGGUGCGGUCCUGGGCCCAGUUUCCGGCGUCAACCUGGCAGCUGCGAGGAAGCUGCUGAUGGUGUAACAGUGCCGACUUUCCUGUUAGCGGGGCUCUUGCUGAGGACGGCGUGCGGAGUGGGGGAAUGAAGGAUGGCAGCACGCCGUGCAUUAAAAGCUGUUUUGGUGGAUCUCAAUGGCACACUUCACAUUGAAGACGCAGCUGUGCCAGGCGCCCAGGAAGCUCUUAAAAGGUUACGUGGUACUUCUGUACUGGUUAGGUUUGUGACCAAUACAACCAAAGAGAGCAAACAAGACUUACUGGAAAGGCUGAAAAAAUUAGAGUUUGAUAUCUCUGAAGAUGAAAUAUUCACUUCUCUGACUGCAGCCAGAAAUUUAGUAGAGCAGAAACAAGUCCGGCCCAUGCUGCUCGUAGAUGAUCGGGCACUGCCUGAUUUCAAAGGAAUACAAACAAGUGACCCUAAUGCUGUGGUGAUAGGAUUGGCACCAGAACACUUUCAUUAUCAAAUUCUGAAUCAAGCAUUCCGGUUACUCCUGGAUGGGGCGCCUCUGAUAGCAAUCCACAAAGCCAGGUAUUACAAGAGGAAAGAUGGCUUAGCCCUGGGGCCUGGACCAUUUGUGACUGCUUUGGAGUAUGCCACAGACACCAAAGCCACAGUAGUGGGGAAACCAGAGAAAACAUUCUUUUUGGAAGCACUGCGGGGCACUGGCUGUGAACCUGAGGAGGCCAUCAUGAUAGGAGAUGAUUGCAGGGAUGACGUUGGUGGGGCUCAGACGGUCGGCAUGCUGGGCAUAUUAGUAAAAACUGGGAAAUACCGAGCAGCCGAUGAAGAAAAAAUUAAUCCACCUCCUUACUUAACUUGCGAGAGUUUCCCUCACGCUGUAGAGCACAUUUUACAGCACCUACUGUGAACCAUCAUGUGAAGCAGGAGCAACUUGAAACGAAGCCGUCCCUCGUUGUCGGGAAUGAAUCCCUCCCCAGCUCAGUGCCAGCACAGGCAGACACACCCUCCGUCCUGACACCCUCAACCCUCUUUUAUUGUGCGUUAAUUAGAAAGAAAGGUAUUGCAUUGCAGCCAGCCCCUAAGCCUGGCUUAUCUCUGUUGUUUUAUUUUGUAAAAGAAGAUGAGACCCAAAGAAAGGGAAAGCUGAGAUUUUAUGCCAUCCCUUUUAAAAUAUUCAUCAGGCUAGACAGGGCCAGGAGGGAGAAUGUCCUACCGGGGUCAUGUUCUGUGCUGUCUCCUCACUGGUAAAGUGGGGGUGGGGAGAGGUUCAGGUUGGGCAUAAAGUUGACUGGUGUUUUUUAAAUUAUAAAGGAAUAUGUGGAAAGGUGCAUUAGGCUGUAGUGUUAAUACGGAGUUCAACUGUGAGACCCAUUGGAAGUGCCAAGCGGAGUACAUGUCAGAAGCAGCAAAAUAAAUUGUCCUUCAGUCCAAGUGAUGGAGUGAAUUUGCUCUAACGGAUGUGGAAAACUAGAUUAUCUGCUGUGUUAUUCCCAGCACGGGUGACUUCUUUUUCUCUUCAUUAGCCAGAGACGACUAAUUUAAAUUUAGAACCUGAUUUUAAUUUAAUAUUUCCAUUAAUAACCUAUUCAUUGCAGAUACUUAUUAUACUGUGUAACAGUUGUUUUGGAAAUUUUAUGUAAAAUUAAAACUAUCAGUAUUUUACAGAUGUUUUAAUUAGACAUUGUUAUUAACAGGAACAGUGCAGAAACUAAAAUCAAGCCUUUAAUGUCUUAUAGACCAUGCAUUUUUGAAGUUAGUGUCCACCAGGGUCCUAUUAACUGUACAUUUGCAAGAUUUCAUUAUUUUUGCCUCUGACACUAUGGGAGAAAUCUUUUAGAAGCUAUUGGGACAGAUUCAGGCUUUUAUGUACUUGGUUACUACAGCUGUAAAAUGAAAUCUCGUCUGGUAGCAUGGAUUAUUCUUCUCAUGUUAAACCCACCAAAAUGAAGGGGACUAAGUAGGUAAUGAUUUUCCUCAUGCAUUUGCAUACUGUGAUAAUCCUGGGCCUUUGCAAUUGUUUUACAGGGCUCUUGGGCAUUGAAUUAUUAGCAUGUAAUUGUACAUCAUUGUAGUGUUCACCUUAUUGAAGCACACACUGAUGUUAAUGAGCUUCGGGUUUUGAUGCUUGUUUAGAGAUCAGCUCGGUCUUGGAUGGGAGGGAGCAAAGCUAAAUCAAU
Hipposideros armiger (great roundleaf bat) is the source of this 2182-nucleotide messenger RNA. RefSeq names its product haloacid dehalogenase like hydrolase domain containing 2 (gene HDHD2). The transcript has 7 exons. Gene Ontology annotation, molecular function: phosphatase activity. The record is from RefSeq and is a predicted model, not a curated record. The coding region runs from base 133 to 912 and encodes 259 amino acids. NCBI's taxonomy places the organism in Eukaryota, Metazoa, Chordata, Mammalia, Chiroptera, Hipposideridae. Gene Ontology annotation, cellular component: cytoplasm. Gene Ontology annotation, biological process: dephosphorylation.